AUGAGUUUAGCCUAUGAGAGAAAUGACAUCCCUCCAAGAAGUCCAAGAUUUGUGACUAAAAUCGAUCCAUCAGAAAUUAAGCUUGAAUCACAUAUUCUUAAAGUUAAAAUGCUAUGGGAGCGCAAAAAACAUACAAAUAAAAUUAGUAAUGAUAAGAAAUUCAUCAACAGAACUCAAGUUGAAGGAGAUUAUAAUGUUAAGGAACUUGAGGAGAGUAAAACGCGCUUAGAUGGAAUAAAAAUAAUUGAGGGUAAAAAGUCACUCAAGACAAGGUCAAAUGUACAGAUGGGUAAUUAAAACGAUGCUAAGCAAUCGAAGGUUCUCGAGACAACAAGCAAGAAGACCUAUGAUGAAAAAAAUAUAUCUGAAUCAAAGCCAUUUAAUGACGGAAGAUAAAUUGGCAGAUCAAUGAAAAAGACAAAUUUCAGAUUGGGUUUCAGAGCUGAUAAAAGUCUAUAUAAGAAUAGAUAGCAAGUGAAUUAGACAGUUAUAAAUGCAAACUCUGACAAAAGCUACAGUAAUUUAAUCGAAGAAAUUACUGACUCAAAUGCUGAUAAGCCAACAAAGACCAUGAAAAAUUUGAAUAUGCUUCACUCAAUGAGACUAACGAAUUUCAAAAUUGGUGAUAAAAUUGCCAGAUAUUAAACAACAAAUGCAGAUGCUUUUAAACCAGUAAAUGUUGCAUAAAAUGUUGAGAAAUAUAUUAGAAACAGAAGUUAAAUUAACACUGAUGUUAUCAAUUCCAAGAAGGCGCAUUUUGAUCUUGGGUUUGACAACAGCAUUCUAUAAAUAACUCCUAAGAAUGCAAAUUUUGAGCAAUAUGAUAAAAUGAGAAAGAAAAAAUUCAUGUCUCUCAUUAACUACUGGAAGAAUUAGUAGUAUUAAAUAGAAAUGCAGUAGAAAGCAACAAGUGACUUUAAACAUAAAAAAGAUUAAGAUAACCAUUUUCAAACAGUUAACCAGAUGUAUCAAAUGAUUUAAGAUUAGCCUUCAGAACUUAGGAGUAUUUCACAGGAAAAUUUUGUUCCUCAUCAUAAGCUAAUAAGCUAAGAACUCAGUCUUUCGCCCUCUAUUCUGCUUGAUAAUCCCCCAACUGGCAUUCAGAAAACUAAACUCAGGCAGCAAACAGCACAGUUUCGAUUCGGUCCAGUUACUAGAGGAGAGUUUAACUAGAGUGUGAGGCUUGAUCAGUCUUUAUCUAACUAAACUUUCGUUGCCUACAAUGACCAAGAUAAUUAUUUUGAGAGGCAUAACAGAAUGAAAGAUAUUUAGAAACAAUAUUAAGAAAGUCAUUUCAGACUGGCAUAUCAACAGUAAUCCCCAGAUAGUAAAAAUUAAUUAGGCCAUCUUGAUACAAUAUAUGAGCCGUAAGCAUAAUUGAGGUCUGAAACUAUAGAUAAAUAUCCAUAAUACGAUAAUUCUCUGUAUCAAAGUCCGCCUAAGAGGUGUCAAUCAAAUCAUAGAAAAGUUAGAAAAAAUAUUGAGAUACAAAUGGCUAAAAUGCCUGGCUAGGAUUCAAACUUUUUCAAAACAGUCAAAGUGGAUUUUGACAUUUAUAACACUUAAGGGGAAAUUUAAAAACUCAAGGAUACUCUCUUAAGUGCUUGCAAGUCUUCAAAUGAUUUUAAAAAUAAAACGAUGACAAAUUUCAAAUUUGGAUUUACUCUCAAUGAAUUAGAUUCAAAGAGUAACACUAAACUAUCUUAAAAUCAAAAUCUUAAAAUUAAAAUUGAUGAGAAUUUCGGAAUGGAUUAUAGAGAAAUGAUUUAGAGAAGACAGAGAAAAGAUAAUGUGAAUUCAAUAUUAAGAGAAAGACCAAGAACGAUAGAUUAACACUAGACAUGCAAUAGCACAUUUUAUUAGUGGAUUUAGCCAGUUCCUAUUAAAAACAAACAGAGAUUAAAGCCACUGUGA
Messenger RNA from Stylonychia lemnae, 1914 nucleotides. Lineage: Eukaryota; Ciliophora; Spirotrichea; Sporadotrichida; Oxytrichidae. The record is from the annotation of a GenBank genome assembly.